Xiphias gladius (swordfish) is the source of this 1125-nucleotide messenger RNA. RefSeq names its product P2Y purinoceptor 2. Gene Ontology annotation, molecular function: G protein-coupled receptor activity. The record is from RefSeq and is a predicted model, not a curated record. NCBI's taxonomy places the organism in Eukaryota, Metazoa, Chordata, Actinopteri, Istiophoriformes, Xiphiidae. Gene Ontology annotation, cellular component: plasma membrane. Gene Ontology annotation, biological process: G protein-coupled receptor signaling pathway.
AUGACGGUUGUCCCAGUUUACCACUUUGAGGUGUGGAGUUUGACAGACACAGGCAAGGUACUAGCCAGGGUGGGUCUAAUGAAGGACACUUAUGAUGGGCAUUAUGGUGUAGGAAACAACAAGAUCUUCAGGAAGAUGAAACCUCUUUUGCUUUCCUCACAGCUUGGGAACAGCAGCAAUGACUCUGGAUCUUGCCUGGGGGAGACCCAGCAUGUGUCCAUGACUGUCUUCCUGUGCCUUGUCUUCUUCCUGGGCUUCCUCCUCAAUAUCUUCAGCUUUUGGGUCUUCUGCUGCUGGUUGCCCUGCUGGACCUCUGGAACUACAUUACAGUUCCACCUGGCUCUCAGCGAUGCCAUUGUGACCCCAGACAUGAUGGCGGUAUACUUUGCCAUGGGCAACAACUGGCCCUUUAGUUGGUUCCUGUGCCAGGUCAAGAUCCCCCUCCUUAGUUCACAUUUCUACGGCAGCACCAUAUUCCUCACUCUCAUCAGCAUCCAUCGGUACACAGCUGUCAUGCACUUCAACAAAAGGUCUUGUAUGAAACGGAAGGAGUUUGUUAAGAAGCUGUGUGCAGGAGUUUGGUCUCUGCUAUUGAUCCAGGGUCUAAGCUAUGCGUUCAUGUUUCCUCCCAGUAAAGAAGGUAGUAACAGUCAAUGCCUCUCCAUCCAUCAGAAGAACCUGACAGACACCUACUUUGUCAUUAACUUUAUCCUGUUCAUCUUUGGGUUCCUACUUCCUUUCCCUCUGGCUGCUUUUUACUAUAGCUGUCUGGCGAACACCUUAACUCACCUCAACAUCAGCACAGCUAAAGGUCUGAAAGUCAAGGUAAAAUCUAAAAGGAUGAAAGGCAAGUGUCUGGUGAUAUUUGGGCUGUGUUUCCUGCCUCUGAACGUGGUACGAACUGUGGAAGUGGCUAAAAAGUACUACCUGCAAAACUGCCAUGUUCUUCUUCAAAUCGAGACGGCAUAUUAUGCAUCUUGGUUUUUAGCAGGAGUGAACAGCUGCCUGGAUCCAUUGUUGUACUGUUUUGGUUCGCAAAAUUUUCAAGACGCAUUCCAGUCUCUCAGUAUUGGGCAGGGAGAUGUUCCAAACAGAACUGAUUCAGAAAUGACUGCAAAUCAGUAA